CACUCUACUCAAAUCAUACAAACACACACCAAGGCUUAGGCUUAGGCUUCAGCUACCCAAGACCUUUUCGUCUCUCUCUUGAUCCAUCGAUCCCCCCCACCCAUACAUUUUGUUUAAAUAUUUUGGUUUGGCGUGGUAGGGGUUGGUUGGUUCCAUCUAUACUACAUCAUUACCAACAUGGCCACAGCCACACGCAGCUUGUUAAAACUAAUGUUAGUGCACAUCUUUAGUUUGGUUGUCUCGGUCUGGGCUCGCCCCGUUACCUUCCUCCAGGAUUUCCGUAUUACGUGGGCUGAUAGCCAUAUCAGGCAAAUCGAAGGAGGGCGGUCCAUUCAACUCAUCCUUGACCAAAAUUCAGGAUGUGGGUUUGCCUCCAAAAAUCAAUAUUUGUUUGGGCGUGUCAGCAUGAAGAUCAAACUCAUACCUGGCGACUCCGCCGGAACUGUCACUGCCUUCUAUAUGAAUUCAGACACCGAUACUGUGCGCGACGAAUUGGACUUCGAGUUCUUAGGCAAUAGAACUGGGCAGCCUUACACUGUCCAGACCAAUGUCUAUGUCCAUGGGAAGGGUGACCGGGAACAGAGGAUCAACCUCUGGUUCGACCCUGCUGCAGAAUACCACACUUACUCUAUUCUAUGGAACCACUACCAUGUUGUCUUCUAUGUGGAUGACGUGCCCAUUCGAGUAUACAAGAACAACGAGGCCAAGGGCCUCCCCUUUCCCAAAUUCCAACCCAUGGGAGUCUACUCUACAUUGUGGGAAGCCGACGACUGGGCAACGAGGGGCGGACUGGAGAAGAUCGACUGGACCAAAGCUCCCUUCUACGCCUACUACAAAGACUUCGACAUAGAAGGAUGCGCGGCGCCCGGAGCUGCGAGCUGCGCCUCAAAUCCCAACAACUGGUGGGAGGGCGCUGGUUAUCAGAAAUUGGACGAAUUGCAGGCUAGAAAAUACAGGUGGGUUCGCAUGAACCACAUGAUCUACGACUACUGCGUUGAUAAGUCUCGUUACCCGGUCACCCCACCAGAAUGCUUGGCCGGCAUCUGAAUGAUCAUGAAUGCAUCAAACAACUGGACUGGACAUAUGCCAUUCAAUUCAUCAUCUCUCAUGAAAGCCUAUGCCAUAUAUAUGUAUAUAUACCAAUAAAUGUGUAAUUAAUUAGAAUAUAAGCUCUCUGGAUUUAUGUGUUCAAAUGUGGCCCAACCUAUAUAUAGGCGUAGGUCGAUAUCUAUUUGUGGUUCCACGUGUUUGUUUGGUAUGAAUUUGUUUAUAUA
Messenger RNA from Nelumbo nucifera (sacred lotus), 1274 nucleotides. Its product is annotated as putative xyloglucan endotransglucosylase/hydrolase protein 6. The record is from RefSeq and is a predicted model, not a curated record. Gene Ontology annotation, biological process: xyloglucan metabolic process; cell wall biogenesis. Lineage: Eukaryota; Viridiplantae; Streptophyta; Magnoliopsida; Proteales; Nelumbonaceae. Gene Ontology annotation, molecular function: xyloglucan:xyloglucosyl transferase activity; hydrolase activity, hydrolyzing O-glycosyl compounds. Gene Ontology annotation, cellular component: apoplast; cell wall.